UCUGCUGCUUCCGGACCCGCGCUCGUCGUGCUCAACUUGCUGCCGCGCGUGAUCGAUCCGUAGUGAUGGCCAGCGCCGACGCCAACAACGAGCACUCCCCCGUGUCCACACCGAGCUUGUCCGGGUACUCCGCAUCCUCAGAGGGGUCACUGGGAAGCGCCGAUGAAGGAGAUUUCUCCGGCAUGGUGGUGGACCCGCUGCUGCCUUCUGAGGCAGUGGCGUUCGGUUCGGUGUCGGAGAUGGGGCGCGGCCGGAAGAUCAUAGAGGACGCCCUGUCACUGCGCCCGUCUUUCUGCGUCUGGGCAGAUGGCUCGCAGAUGCACUUCUUCGCCGUCUUCGACGGCCACGGCGGCCACGAGGUGGCGGCGCUGUGCAGGGACCAGAUGCACGCGAUCCUGGCGGAGGAGUUGGCCGUCGCAGCAGCGGCCUACCGGGAGGCGCACCAGCAGGAGGACCAAGAGGCGGAGUUUCGCGCGUGGGAGGAGGCGCUGAAGCGUAGCUUCGAGCGGGCGGACGCGCUGGGGGCGUUGGAGUCGGGGGGCACCAUCAUGGGGUCCACGGCCGUGGUGGCGCUCCUGGUCCGCGACUUCAUCCUCGUUGCCAACUGCGGCGACUCCCGAGCCGUGCUGUGCCGCGCCGGCGGUGCCAUCCCGCUGUCCCAGGACCACAAGCUGGAUCGGCCAGACGAGAGGGCUCGGAUCGCGGCGUCGGGUGACACGGUGUUCUACUUCAACGGGAUGCUGCGUGUGAGGGGGAUAUUUGGCAUGUCGAGGGCAUUAGUGGCAUCCCCUAGGCCCACCUUAUCUUCUUAUUGUUUCCCCCAUACAACUUUCCUCUCCCACAUUGAGGAGUGGGCUCUCCCCAUGAAGGUGCAAAAACAUGUGGUGAACCUGUGGGACUUGGUGGACACCGGUGUUGGUGAUCCACACGAUGACCGGCGCACGCUCUAUGCCAUCCUGAGCGGAGUGCCCAUGGAGCUUAUGCGCACACUGGCCCUCAAGCUGAUGGAGGAAGUGGUGUGGGACACACUAAAGACCAUGCUUGUGGGCAUCGAGCGUGUCUAG
This is a messenger RNA of Lolium perenne, 1064 nucleotides long. Its product is annotated as probable protein phosphatase 2C 37. The record is from RefSeq and is a predicted model, not a curated record. Gene Ontology annotation, biological process: protein dephosphorylation. Gene Ontology annotation, molecular function: protein serine/threonine phosphatase activity; cation binding. Lineage: Eukaryota; Viridiplantae; Streptophyta; Magnoliopsida; Poales; Poaceae.